Messenger RNA from Bombus terrestris (buff-tailed bumblebee), 3882 nucleotides. RefSeq names its product twinfilin (gene twf). Gene Ontology annotation, molecular function: actin monomer binding; actin filament binding. The coding region runs from base 378 to 1424 and encodes 348 amino acids. Gene Ontology annotation, cellular component: myofibril; actin filament; cytoplasm. Lineage: Eukaryota; Metazoa; Arthropoda; Insecta; Hymenoptera; Apidae. The transcript is spliced from 5 exons. The record is from RefSeq and is a predicted model, not a curated record. Gene Ontology annotation, biological process: actin filament depolymerization; positive regulation of neuron projection development; regulation of lamellipodium assembly.
UUUCUGUGGGUUUUUACGUCGCUUCUUUUUUCAGUUAAGAUUUUUUUGUUCAAGAUAAUAAAUUAUAAUCGCUUGAUUUAGAGCACGAUCGUACGGCCGUGAUUUGGAGCAUUCUUGACAGGUUCACUGGCGUGACGUACGUUUCUCUGUUGCUAGGAUCCUCCCGAAAAGUUCUCAUCUAAAUAGGUUGUGUAUCGGUGGUUUCCCCUAAUUUCGGAUUCCGUUGCGAUUUUUUUCAUCGUGUUCUAGUCAUUUGAACAGUCCGUUUGUGGUGGUAGUGGUGGAUCGUUCGUUCACGAUUAAUCCGAAGAGGUCGGGGAGGAAGCGCGACCAAUUUCCUACCAUAUUUUCAACAGAGCUCGAAUUCUUUACGAACCAUGUCACAUCAGACAGGGAUUAAAGCGAACGAUGCCCUUAAGAAAUUGUUUGCUAAGUGUCGAGAUGGAAAAAUACGAAUCUUGAAAGUUUCCAUUGAGAAUGAGGAACUAACACCUGCUGCUUCUUCAAAACCAGUGAAUAAGUGGCAAGAUGAUUAUGAUAAGAUGAUCAAACCGUUGAUCAUUGAGAAUCAACCUGCAUAUAUUCUUUAUCGAUUAGAUACUAAGUCUUCUGACUCUGGUUAUGACUGGUUAUUUAUCUCUUGGUCACCUGAUACUGCACCAGUUAGGCAAAAGAUGUUAUAUGCGUCGACAAAAGCAACUUUGAAACAAGAAUUUGGAACUGCAUCUAUAAAGGAAGAAUUGCAUGGUACGGUGCCAGAGGAUAUAACAUUAGAAGGUUAUCACAAAUACAAAAGGAAUAAUGCUGCACCGGCACCAUUAACCACUGCAGAAGAAGAAUUAGCAGAACUUAAAAAAAACACAGUUACUACGGAUUAUAGUGUAGAAACAAGGCAUCAAACAUUGAGUGGUGUUGCCUUCCCUGUUACGGAUGAGGCAAAACAAGCGAUCAUGGAGCUUGGCAAAGGUAUACAUGAAUAUGUUCAAUUAAAAAUUGACUUAGAAGAGGAGAAGAUACAUUUAGUUAUGGCUUGUGAAGUUUCAUUGGAUAAACUACCAACAAAAGUCCCAUCUGAUUCUGCUAGAUAUCAUCUUUAUAAUUUUAAGCACACGCACGAAGGAGAUUACAUGGAAUGUAUAGUUUUUAUAUACAGCAUGCCAGGAUACAGUUGCAGUAUUAAGGAAAGGAUGUUAUAUUCAUCAUGUAAAGCUCCACUAUUAGAACUUAUUCAAUCACUUGGAGUGACUAUAACGAAAAAAUUGGAAGUAAAUAGUGGUGAGGAAUUGGCAGACAUGUUGGAAGAUCCUCCAACUAUAAAAGAAACAGCUGCAAUAACUCCUGCAACUCCAUCAACGCCCUAUGCUCCUCCUCAAUCUAUAUCCGAGAAAAAGUCAAAACAGAAGAGAUCUUGUAUCUUGAGUUAACCGAAUCUACGUUCUUUGUCUGUCAUUUUUAAAUGUUUCUUAAAUGUUAUAAAAUAUUUCAAAUGUUUUACACAUUUAAUAUCUUCCUUCGUAAAUUCUGAAUUUGUGAUAAUAUGAUAUUAAUUGAUUGAAUAUGUUAUGUAGUGUAAGAUGGUGUAAUCGGUUUUGAAUAACUUCGACAUUAGCACAGUAUAGUUAUGCAGUUAUUAUGGAGUGAUUUAAAUGAGAAAAUGUUUAAUGCGCAUCUUUACAGAGAUAAAUCUUUUAUUAAUUAGCAAUAUAUUUAUUGAUAUUUAGUAAUAAUUGGUCAAAGUGAUAUGUAUAUCUAUGUAGCAAUUCAGAGUAGACCAAACAAUGUAUUUUUCUAAAUUUUAAAGAGCAAAAUUGUCAUGUUAAGAUCUUUACAAAAUAUCUUUUUGAUAACUAUGAGAAACUUGCAAUGCAUAGAAUUCCCAUGAGAUGUAGUUCUUGUUGAUCCAGUACCAUAAUGUAAUGGAUAAUUGUUUAUUGGUGCAGAAAAUACUGUACGAAAAAGAACAAAAAAAAAAAAAAACAGAAAGAUCAUGAAGUGAGAAUUAGUUGCUUGACAUUGAAAGUGAAGCCUUCUAUUGGAUUUUGCAUUUUUUUAAUUGCGUUCCAAUGUCUAAUAAAAAAUCUUAUAAAGAUAUUUUUUUCUCUAUAUAGUUCCUUUAAUUUACAUCUUUUAUAGUUUAUAUAAUUCUUAUGCUACUUUUAAUGUUUAUUGUGUCAGAUGCGAAAAAUAAACCCAGUGAGUUAACUGUGUGAAUUAGUUCCUAGUCCAAUGAAAAGUGAUAUAUUGUAUUUUUAAGGUACUCAUUUUUCAUAUAUUAGUAAUUUUAUUAAGUGAAACUCGAAGGCUUGACUUUCAAAUUCAUUCGAACACUCAUAUAGGAAUUAGUGAUAAAUAGAGGUAGAGUGUUUCAAACAAAUAUCUGUGGUAAAACCUGCAUACCUUAUGUGAUUAUUAGAGAGUUAGGGAAAAUUCCAUGUGCUCCAGUUAGCUAAUGCCACUCACCUAACUUCUCUGUGAGAUAUAAAUAAGAAGAUAAAUGGAUAAGUGAUAAACGUGCAAAUUACCACAUUAACUUGUGGAUAUAUUUUCUUUGCACAUGAUUAUCAUUUUUGAACACAAGCUAGUGAUAAUACUAUUUACUUUAUAUACAUAUUAAAUUAUAUAUGUAUAUAUAUAUUUAUAUACAUUAUAUUAUGUAUGUAUGUAUAUAUGUAUGUAUGUAUAUAUAUAUAUAUAUAUAUAUAUUAUAUCAUGUUCUAUACUAUUGUAAAUUAUACAAAACAUUAGAUUCCACAAAUAUAUAUAUAAAGACUGAACUUGGUAUGUCCCAUUAGUUGUACAAUCGGAAGAAUAGUGCAGUGUUUGAAUUUAUAUGGAUAAAAAUAUUUGAAUAUUCAUAUAUACGUAUGUACGCACUUACCCAUACACCCACAACUACACACAUUCUAUAUACCUUACAGUUAUUUUUUAACUUUUUAUUACUUUCAUUUUUAAUAAAAGAUGUAAGGUAUAAUAAGAUAUGUUUUAGAAAAGAAAAUUCAUAUAUCAUAUUUUUAUAAGCUUCAAUUUAAUAAUUUAAACUGAUUAGAGAACAGCGCAUAAUGAAUUGUGAUAAGUUACUGUUAUCUCUUCUAAAGUAUUUUUAGAUUUCUUCUAAAACAUUCCUAAUACGAAAUGUAUAGCAAAUGGGACUAUAAUCUAGUAGCCAGCAAACAAGAUAUUCGAGAGGCAUUCUAUUUUUUGUGAUCUGUAUUUUUUUAACUCUCGUAGCUUUUUAUAAACUUUUUAAAAAUUUUCGUCCAAGAAAUAAAUAAAAAACUUAUUGAAAAAGUUUGGCCUAAUUUAACAAGGAUAAUAAUAAAAAAGUGUGUCAGAUUCUUGGCAUUUAUUCAAAUCCAUCGAAAAAUUUUUGUUACUUUUCAUUUGCUACUAAGUAUAUAUUAUUAUACAUACAUUUGCAUUGAUAUGAAAGUUAAGCUCAAAGCAUGAGGUUUUUUACAAGAAUUGGAAGUUCUUGAAUAUAGUAUACUCAUAAUUUAUUAGUAUUUCAUUCCUUUAUAGUUGUGUAAAAGCUUUUUCAGCUUAAAUUCCCUAUCGAUGUUUUUCUAUUUUUACAUGUUGACGAACAAAUAGAAUUUGACACACAUUUCUAUGUCUAGUUGCAAAAAAAGGAAAGUUUUUCGCAAAGUGCUCAAAAACUUGUUAAUGAAUAAUGUGUUCUAUAUUUAAACAUAACGCACACUGUAGCCUGGGAAUAUUUCAAUUUAUAAUAUAUUGUACCAGGCCUAUUCUGUAAGUUUUUAGUAUAAUUCCGUUUCCAACCUGUUAGUACAUAAUCGUAGGUUCAUUAUGAUCAAACAAAUUGUGUAUCUUGCCAAUACUAAACACGCUAGAAAUAAUAAAGCAUUAUGCAAUUUAAUCUUA